AAUCAUAAAGAACUUGGUUGUCUGUAUCUCAUAACCGGAGUCAUCUUCAGUAUUCUAGGAACUAUAAUGUCUUUGUUUAUUCGAUUUGAGUUAUACAGUUCUGGAUCGCGGAUCAUUUGUACAGAGACGAUAGCUACUUAUAAUGUGAUAAUAACGAUACAUGGCCUAGCUAUGAUCUUUAUGUUCUUAAUGCCUGCUUUGUACGGAGGAUAUGGUAACUUCUUUGUACCAAUAUAUAUUUGGUGGUUCGGAAGUCGUUUUCCCAAGAACUAACGCGAUCUCCUAUUUUCUAGUACCAUUA
Messenger RNA from Besnoitia besnoiti, 301 nucleotides. RefSeq lists its product as uncharacterized. The coding region runs from base 67 to 273 and encodes 68 amino acids. Gene Ontology annotation, cellular component: membrane. The record is from RefSeq and is a predicted model, not a curated record. Gene Ontology annotation, molecular function: cytochrome-c oxidase activity; heme binding. Gene Ontology annotation, biological process: mitochondrial electron transport, cytochrome c to oxygen; electron transport coupled proton transport. The transcript has a single exon. Lineage: Eukaryota; Apicomplexa; Conoidasida; Eucoccidiorida; Sarcocystidae.